Molecule: messenger RNA, 1078 nt
Organism: Olea europaea var. sylvestris
Lineage: Eukaryota; Viridiplantae; Streptophyta; Magnoliopsida; Lamiales; Oleaceae
Product: UPF0187 protein At3g61320, chloroplastic-like
Exons: 3
Molecular function (GO): chloride channel activity
Source: RefSeq, a predicted model, not a curated record
UCCAAAUACCUAUCCAAUUCCGAAAAUGAAAAUAAAGAAUUUCGCUUCUACGGUCUGAACCAGAGUCAUGUCCCCUUCUCCUCUAAAUAUUUCUCCUUCAAUCUCCAAACCCUAAUCAAGAAUUCAAAAAAUGAACAUGCGCAAAAACCCAAUUCAAAAUCCAGCCAAUUUCUCUUUUUAUUCUUCCGAUUUCAAUCCCAGGAUACCCCUCAAGUUUCACCAUUAUCCAUUUCCUUCCAAAAGUUCCAAGAAACUCACUUUCAGAUUUCUUUGUUCUUCACAGCCAUCGGAUUCGUCAUCGAAUGAAACUUUGACCCUGUCGUCGAUUCUUCAUGCAAUACCCAACUGGGCUGACAGUGUGAAAGAAAGGGGUAUGAAACAGAAAAGGUCCUUAUAUGACCAUGAAAAAUGGGUGCAGCACAGAAGCUCCUUAAGGCAUUUAAGGCAUCUUUUAUCGAGUCUCAGUUCGCGGGUGAUUUUAUCGCUGGUUCCUCCAGUGAUUGCAUUUACUUCAGUGGCUGUAAUUAUAGCCAGUUAUAAUUCAGCAGUAUCAUUGCAUUGGCUACCGGAGUUUUUCCCCAUUUUGAGAGCCUCUUCUUUGCCCUAUCAGUUGGCAGCACCGGCCUUGGCACUUUUGUUGGUCUUUAGGACUGAGGCAUCGUAUUCGAGGUACGAGGAAGGGAGGAAGGCCUGGACUAAGGUUCUUGCAGGAACAAAUGACUUGGCAAGGCAAGUUAUUGCUAGCGUGGGAAGUGCAAGUGAUGUUUUGAUCAAAAAGGCGCUUUUGCAGUAUAUCAUGGCAUUUCCAGUUGCCCUUAAGUGCCAUAUUAUUUAUGGCUCAGAUAUCGCAAUGGAUCUUCAAAAUUUGCUUGAAGUCGAUGAUCUAGAAGUAGUCCUCAGUUCAAAACAUCGUCCCCAAUGCAUCAUCAACUUCAUAUCUCAAAGCAUUUGGUUGUUAAAUAUGGAGGACACACAGCGCCAGAUGUUGGAGUCGAAAAUUUCUUGCUUUCAUGAUGGUAUCGGGGUAUGUGAACAGCUGAUAGGCAUACCUAUCCCUCUCUCAUACACUCUUUCACCA